AUGAGCGUAGAAUUGCUAGACAGCGCCACCGUAGUGAGCUUCGUGGAGGACGAGGAAGCCUUCGGCGCCGCCAUUAGGGAGCGUUUCAGGCACCUUGACGUCGACGGCGAUGGCGCGCUGUCGUACACAGAGAUGUUGAAGGAGUUUGGAAGCGAUGAGGUUUGUUGUGCGUACGAAACGGAGUCGAAUGGAAAAGUUGAUUUGGAGAAGUUCAUGAGGGGAAUGAAGAAGAUGAUGAUGGCCAUUGCUGAGGGAUUAGGGUUCUUGCCGAUUCAUAUGGCGCUGCAAAAAGAUGGGUUGUUGAUGAAAGCUGUUCAGAGAGAAGCCGCCGCCAUGGUAGAUGCUUGA
This is a messenger RNA of Cucurbita pepo subsp. pepo (vegetable marrow), 348 nucleotides long. RefSeq lists its product as uncharacterized. The record is from RefSeq and is a predicted model, not a curated record. Gene Ontology annotation, molecular function: calcium ion binding. Lineage: Eukaryota; Viridiplantae; Streptophyta; Magnoliopsida; Cucurbitales; Cucurbitaceae.